This is a messenger RNA of Physcomitrium patens, 2399 nucleotides long. RefSeq names its product transcriptional adapter ADA2. The record is from RefSeq and is a predicted model, not a curated record. Gene Ontology annotation, molecular function: chromatin binding; zinc ion binding; protein binding. NCBI's taxonomy places the organism in Eukaryota, Viridiplantae, Streptophyta, Bryopsida, Funariales, Funariaceae. Gene Ontology annotation, cellular component: nucleus. Gene Ontology annotation, biological process: chromatin remodeling; regulation of transcription by RNA polymerase II.
UCAGCGUAACCACGCGCAUUCGGGGGGAGAGGGGGUUUGCUUCGGAUGACGAGAGCAAGGGUUUGCUACUGGUUUCAAGCACCGCUGCAUCCCUGUCGAUGCAUGUUUCGUCAUGGGCCGAUCACGAGGAGUGCACGGCACGCACGACGAUGAUACGGCAUGGUUCGGCCACAGGUCGAAGAGGAGGCGUGUGGCCGUCGGAGGAGAUGUCCCCGAGCCUACAGCAACAGGCCCGGGAGAAGCAAAGAAAGCUCUCUACCACUGCAACUACUGCAAGAAAGACAUCUCAGGAACUAUUCGAAUCAAGUGCAAUAAAUGCCCUGAUUUUGAUCUUUGCGUCGAGUGCUUCUCUGUUGGUGUGGAGAUUACCCCUCACAAGUCCAAUCAUUCCUAUCGUGUUAUUGACAAUUUAUCAUUUCCCCUCAUUCAUCCAGAAUGGAAUGCUGAUGAAGAGAUUUUGCUUCUGGAGGGAGUUGAGAUGUAUGGGCUUGGAAACUGGGGGGAGGUUUCGGAGCACGUGGGAACAAAGACUAAGACCCAGUGCUACGAUCAUUAUAUGGCAACCUACAUGAAUUCUAUUUGUUCUCCGUUGCCCGAUAUGUCCCAUGUUAUAGGGAAAUCUAAAGCCGAACUCUUAGCUAUGGCUCGCUCACAUCAAGAAGGCAAGAAAGAUAGUGGAGUGUUACGAUUGGUGAAACAGGAGCCUUCUAAUUCUCCGUCAAGAAUCAAGUUGGAGGAAGGUUUUGAAGGCAGAUCCCCGUCCAGUAUGUCAACAGGGACUGUAGAUAUCAAGCCACUGCUUUCAACUCCUGGCAGCGAGGGAGAUGAUGGGGAUGUUAGAGCUGGUGGAAGCCAAGCUAUUGAUUCAGGUGGUCCUACAGUUGGACUAGGUUCGAAGUGUCAAAAGACAGCAGGAGGUGCACAAGGAGUGGUUCAUGCCAAGGAAACACCAGAUAGUGUUGCAGCUAGUUCUGCAGUGGAAGAUGGAGCCCAAAGUAAUCGUACUCUUGGUGGCAAAAAGCCAAAACCUCUAGUUGAGGAUAAUAAGGGAGGCACAAAUGGUACAGAUCAGACAGGGUACCAUGCUAAACGGCAAGAGUUUGAGCCGGAGUAUGACAAUGAAGCCGAACAUCCACUGGCUGAUAUGGAGUUUAAGGAUAAUGACCAUGAAACUGAUCGGGAGUUGAAACUUCGGAUGUUACAUAUUUAUAUUUCAAGGCUUGAUGAACGAAAACGUAGAAAAGACUUCAUUCUAGAAAGAGGUUUGUUGAACAUCAAGCGACAGCAGGCCCUAGACAGGAAGCGAACCAAAGAAGAAAGAGAAUUAUAUAAUCGAAGUCGUGUCUUCAUGCGCUACCAUUCAGCAGAAGAGCAUGAGGCUUUGCUGAACGGUCUGAUUGCGGAGCGCAAACUUCGCCAACGCAUUGAAGAACUUCAGGAAUAUAGAAUGAAUGGCUGCCACAUCAUGGCAGACGCAGAGGUUUAUUGCUCUGAAAAGAAGAAGAGAGAAACGGAGGCGAAUCUCAGGAAGGGCAGGGAAAGUACAUCUUACUUGUAUAGUGGAAAAUCUUCUACUCAUAGAGCCAAUCGGUACCUAAAUAGAGAGAAGGAAGGGGAGGCUGCGUCUUCUGGCGGCGUGCGCGAGGUCACGAAAGGACGAGUAGGUCCUCACCUUCUGCCGAGUGGGAGCAGUCUCUUAGCAGGUGGUGGUGGGAAGGGGUCGAAAAGAUCUUUAGCGCCGCUUGAUCUUGCAGGGUUUCCCGGUGUAUACCUGCUGUCCCACACUGAGCAAGAACUUUGCGCACAAUACAGGCUCUUACCUGCUCAUUACCUAAAGAUGAAGGAACAUCUCAUGCUGGAGAGCAUGAAGGCGGGGCAAGUUCGGAGGUCCGAUGCAUAUCAAAUGUUUAAAGUGGACCCCACGAAGACAGAUCGUGUUUAUGAACUCCUAUUGUCAAAAGGUUGGAUUCAAGGGGAUGGACCAACUGUGCCAGCUUCGGAUAGAUGAAACGAGAUGUAAGUCUGGCCACCUUACGCGCGAAGCUAAUUGUUUGGGAGCACUUGCGCUUGGGAGAUAGGGAGUUUUUGAUCCUUCUCUGUUGAUUGCACAGUGUCAAGGUCAGAAAUACAGAUAAUAGUCAUUAUAGAAAGGUAAAUUGGGAGGUCUCAGGUGGCCCCUCGUUUUCCGCUGUAAUUUUGUCCACAAUCUCUAGGCGUGCUACCCAGAGUGAAGUCUAGGGGCUUUUCAUGUCAGUAGAACUUAAUCUGUUGACAUGAAGGGACUCUGAGAUCAGAGGUUGUUUCUUGUUCGAGCAGUCUUGCUUAUAUUCAUGGCACACUCGAUGAUCUUGUACCAUAUGAGCUCUUUAAAAGUUGUUACACUUUGAAGUUGAUGUUUU